This is a messenger RNA of Notodromas monacha, 1870 nucleotides long. The record is from the annotation of a GenBank genome assembly. NCBI's taxonomy places the organism in Eukaryota, Metazoa, Arthropoda, Ostracoda, Podocopida, Cyprididae.
CAGUUCAGGGUCUUGACAGGUCUCGUCACCGAAAACUCAUUCACGCAGAACAGGAGAUCUGCGGGAAAGAGAAAAUUUCGCGAGGCAAUGGCUCAUAACAGCGUCAAAAGUCUUCCACCGGCUUCAUCCACUGCGCAGGCCUCGAUAUCAUCAGCAUCAGAGACUGAUGACGAGACUCAGGACAAGCAAAGCUCUGCCUUUGUCACGUUCGAUGCCAUCUUUUUCUCGGAGAAUCGAGACUCGGAGCCCUGCUUUUCACAUGAUUCCUGCAGCAAAAUGCCAGCUGGAGAUCUUGCACAAUUCAACUGCCAUGAGGAUGAAGACUACUUCGCAGAUGAUGACCGAAUCUUGGGCCUGGAUGACAUGCAUUCCGUUGACCGCAGUUCACAAAAACGUCUCGGGGAUGCGGAAAUGCCAUACCAUACGGAUUACAAAGUGGGCUUAUUCAAAGUUGGACAUCGUCAGAGCCUGGGGGACAAUAAGCUGGCCGAUGCCAAGAACCAGAAACGAUUCCGGCACAAACUAGAAAGUUUUCCUGCUGAGGUUCCCUUGUCAGAGAGUGGGAAACUGCGCUGUAGGCAGAAAAAGCUGAAACAAGAUACUGGACGGCUCGAAAGCCUGGGGGACAAUAAGCUGGCCGAUGCCAAGAACCAGAAACGAUUCCGGCACAAACUAGAAAGUUUUCCUGCUGAGGUUCCCUUGUCAGAGAGUGGGAAACUGCGCUGUAGGCAGAAAAAGCUGAAACAAGAUACUGGACGGCUCGAACGUGUUGUGCACAGGAUGGACCGAAUCAAAGCCGAGUUGCAGGCUGAGCUUGAAGCGCUGCUGGAAGACCGAGACCGAGUCACUACGGAGCUCAGGGUCUUGUCGAGAUCUGAACCUGCUUUGCGUCGACGGUGGCUCUUCGCAAAGCUGCAACACGACAUUAGACAGAAAUUCGCCGAAUGCAAUCGCCUCUGGGCAGACCAAGCAGACCUCUGUAAACAAAUUUCCACCCACGCUCCGAGGAUGACUUUUCGCGACGUUUUCCGGACUGGCGACGAUUGCGCAGAUGUUCUGAACCGCAUUGCGGAGAAGAAAAGAAAGGCAAUGAAUCGACUUGAGCAGCUGGAGUCCCAGUACAAUGGCUACGUUAAAUUUGGUUAUCAAUUUCGCCAAGAUGUAGAGUUUCUGAUCCUCGGACUUAUACACGCCUGGCAAAACAAAGAAGGAAUGAAAUCGCACUUGGAAAAGCUAUCAAAUUACAUUCUCGAGGUCAAUGAUAUCUUGGAGAUUCGAGACCCUGUUCAAGCUUUGGUAAAAGCUUGUUUCAAUGAUUUGUGGCGCCCCGGGGAAAAAUCCCGCAACUUUUUUCGCAUGGAUACAAACAUUUGUCGGCUGGUAGAGAAAACCCCGGAUCAGCCGUCGACGUCUAGACCCACUGAAUUUGCAUUGCAGAAUUUCAUUGAAGCUUCCAGCCUUGACAGCAUUGCAAUACAGCUAGCUGUGGAUCUCAAUGCCAUAGACAAGCAUUUUGAAUACGUUAAAAACCUGUUCAACAUCGUAAGCAAAGAUCAAACUUCCACCGAGAGCCUGUUGACAACCGAAGGAAAAUUUGCAAAAUCGUUAAACUUCGGUCGUUUUGCAAAACUAAGUUCAUCGCGGGAAAGGAUGGACCAAUGGAUCCCUGGGGAUCUGAAGGAGCAUAGCAGUCUUCGUGUUGUAAUUGACCGACUAUUGAAAGCUGGUUCAGACGAGACCGGAGAAAACGCGCCUGACAAUGAUUACGACGAUGUUGAAUCAGACAGGGAGGUCGCAAGAGGAAUUGAAGUACGCAAAAUCAUCGAGCCCAAUGUUGAAUAACGCUGAAUACAAUAAUUCUUCAAUCCGC